This is a messenger RNA of Papaver somniferum (opium poppy), 573 nucleotides long. Its product is annotated as cysteine-rich receptor-like protein kinase 15. The record is from RefSeq and is a predicted model, not a curated record. Gene Ontology annotation, molecular function: protein kinase activity; ATP binding. NCBI's taxonomy places the organism in Eukaryota, Viridiplantae, Streptophyta, Magnoliopsida, Ranunculales, Papaveraceae. The transcript has 5 exons. Bases 1 to 573 code for a protein of 190 amino acids. Gene Ontology annotation, biological process: protein phosphorylation.
AUGGAUUCCACAACACCACAUUGUGAUGGAUUAAGUGCUGCAAUCGCUUCCGCAUCUGGAGCAUCAUAUCCAUCUUCUACAAAUUCCCAAAGAUCUUGUGAGAUGAAUAAGCGGAAAACAGAAGUGAACACAGAGAGGCAAGAAAUAGCCGUGAAGAGGCUAUCGAAAAAUUCAGGGCAAGGGGAACGGGAGUUUAAGAAUGAAGUCACCUUAGUAGCUAAGCUUCAACACAGAAAUCUUGUGAAGCUUGCUCGAUUCAGUAUAUCUGGGGAAGAAAAACUGCUCAUCUAUGAGUUCAUGCCAAAUGAAAGCCUUGACCAAUUCCUAUUUGAUCGGAUUAAAUGUACACAUCUGAACUGGGAAAGACGAUACAGGAUAAUAGGAGGGAUAGCAAAAGGGCUUGUUUAUCUUCAUGAAGAGUCUCGACUUAAAAUCAUCCAUCGAGAUCUUAAAGCUAGCAAUAUAUUGUUGGAUGUAGAUAUGAACCCUAAAAUUGCAGAUUUCGGCAUGGCUAAGCUUUUUGUCCUUGACCAAACUCAAGCUAGUACAAUCAGAAUUGUUGGUACUCAGUAA